Messenger RNA from Vigna unguiculata (cowpea), 456 nucleotides. NCBI's taxonomy places the organism in Eukaryota, Viridiplantae, Streptophyta, Magnoliopsida, Fabales, Fabaceae. The record is from RefSeq and is a predicted model, not a curated record.
AUGAUAGGCGACGACCUUUACAAACGCGGAUACGACCAGUCACUUCUCAAAUGCGUCACGGCAGAACAAGCUCAGUACAUAAUUAAAGAAUUACAUGAGGGCAUAUGCGGCUACCAUUCCGGCGCGCGCACCAUGACUACCCGAAUCCUUCUCGCCGGUUACUUCUGGCCAACCAUGGAGGCCAACUGCCCAGAAACAAGAACAUCUUCAUUCUAUACUAUCCCCAUGGACCUUCACAAAACCAACAGACAGGCCGAGGUGGCAAACAAGGUUAUACUAGUGGAGCUACGCAAGCGGUUAAACAACGCCAAAGGCCGAUGGCCAGAAGAACUAGUAGAAGUGUUGUGGGCCUACAUGUGUAACCCUCAAUCAGCAACAAACGAGUCUCCAUUUAGCCUAGUAUACGGCGUAGACGCCAUGAAACCCGUUGAAAUUGGUGAACCAUCCCUACGCUGA